CCGCGGCGUCUUGACGUUAUCGGUGUGCGUCGGCGCACAUGCGCGCGGGGGCUCCCUGCCGGCCCGGCGUGCGGCUGGGGCGGGAGAGAGUUCUUGAAAUGUGGCGCUGACCACCAGCUGGUUACCACCCCCGACUUUCCUUUCCCCCAUGCCUCCCACCAUGGCAGCCCGCUUGGUGCGACGCUGCUGCUGGCGGCACUUCAGUGCCUUCAUCUCUCCCCCCUCGGCAGUCCCAGCUUCUCUGCUGGUACCAGCUGGGAAGGUGGCAGUGGCAAGAGCUCUGCCUCAAGCACCUUUUGCUUCAUUUCAUACUUCGAGCCCUUCCAGCUGGGCAGAUGGAUUCUCGGUUAAAGAGCAGGUGGAGGACACCACCAGAAACCCAGAGCACAGAGUGAUCGUGGAACUUAUUGAAACAGCCACGAGCCCUCAGGACCUCCUCCAGCUGAGCGAGCUCCAUGUUCUUAACAGCAACCAAUCCUCCCUAGUAAUUACUCAACUUUCCCGGCUCGCAGCAGAAAAAAACCUGGAAACUAAGAGCAUUCUGCAGGAUGAACGUUUCCAACAGCUCAUUGGCAUCAUGGAUUCCCAGAUUUCUCAGGUGUGGAAUAACACUUUGGUGAACCUCCUGAAGAGUCUCUACUCUCUGGGGAUGGACAGAAACAGGAGGGAGAUGCAGUCGGUGGAGCAGGAGGUGCUGUGGCGACUGCGACGCCUCACCUUCAAGCAGCUCGCCUCUCUGGCAGAGUUCUUGGUGAUCAGGCUGGGGAAGGAGAGCAGGCUGCUGAAUGAAGUCAUCAAGAAGCUGGAGCUGCGUUGGACGGAGCUUGAGGGCACCCGAACUGUGGUGAUGCUGAUGAGCAAGGUCGGGCACAUCUCCCCAACUCUGAUGGACCGGCUGGAGGACAAGGCUCUGGAGAUUGCUGAGCAGUUCAACUCUGAUGACAUCCGGAAAAUAACACUGGCUCUAGCCUACCAGAACCGGCGCUGCGUGCCUCUGCUCCGAGCCUUGUCCUAUCACCUGAUUCAGAAGCACUCUGAGCUCAGCCUCAACGUCCUGAUGGACCUGAUUUUCGCCUAUGGAAAACUGAAUUUCCACCAGCCCCAGGUCUUCCAGAAGAUAGCCACCGACCUGCACCCCCACGUUGCCACGAUGGCGCCCAUCGAGGUGACGCGCUGCAUCAGAUCCUUCGCCCUCCUCAAGUGGCUCAGCCUGCCACUGUUUGAGGCCAUCGCACAGUAUGCCCUGGACAACACCAAGCAGCUGCCUGUCACCCUCUUGUGCAGUAUCAUCCUGUCUUUUGCUCGCCUCAACUUCCAGCCCAGCGGAAGCGAGGACUUCUUCAGCAUGGUCCACGAGGAACUCCAGGGCCAGCUGAACAGCCUGGAGCCUCACCUGCUGACGGACCUGGUAUGGUCGCUCUGUGUGCUGCAGCAGGCCAAGGCUCCCUACCUGCAGCGAGUGCUGGCGCCUGACUUCUGCGCUCAGAUCCGAGGUGAUCAGUCCCUCAAGGCCCAGAACUUACAAGUGAAGCUCAUUCACAUCAAUGCUGCUGCCAAGCUGGAAAGUCCCGGCUAUCGGGGGCCAUUCCUGCCACCGGAGAUGCUGAGUGCUGCGGAGCCAGCGGGGGAGAAGGUCACCAUGCUGCAGAGCUACCUGCGGGAGGCAUUGGCAGGGGUGCUGGGGAACCAGGAACACGGGCGCUUCGAUGUCAGCACCAUCUACGGCUGGCAGAUCGAUGCCGAGAUGGUGGUGAACAGUGAAAAUAAACCUCUCCCCCUGAAGGACUUUGCUGCUCCCCAUCUGCUCUGCUCAGAAGGGACAAAGCCACUGCCGCCGGGUGCCAGGAGGGUCGCCUUCCUCCGGUGGGAGUUCCCCAACUUCAGCAACAGAAGCAAGGACCUGCUGGGUCGCUACGUCAUGGCCCGGCGCCACAUCCAGGCGGCCGGUUUCCUCGUGGUGGACGUUCCCCACUAUGAGUUCCUGGACCUGAAGCUGGAGCGGCAGCGGACAGCCUACCUCAGAGACAAGCUCAGCAAGGCCACGGCCAAAGCCAUGGCGAGCUAACCACACCGCUCUGCCGGCCUCUCCGGCAACACCUCUGUUGGAAAACCUGUUCAAAUAAAUGCACCGCUGUACAGUGCCACA
Falco peregrinus (peregrine falcon) is the source of this 2146-nucleotide messenger RNA. It is a transcript of the gene FASTKD4, whose product is annotated as transforming growth factor beta regulator 4. The transcript has 11 exons. Gene Ontology annotation, cellular component: mitochondrial matrix; ribonucleoprotein granule. NCBI's taxonomy places the organism in Eukaryota, Metazoa, Chordata, Aves, Falconiformes, Falconidae. Gene Ontology annotation, molecular function: RNA binding. Gene Ontology annotation, biological process: regulation of mitochondrial mRNA stability; mitochondrial RNA processing. The record is from RefSeq and is a predicted model, not a curated record. Bases 149 to 2065 code for a protein of 638 amino acids.